This is a messenger RNA of Malassezia sympodialis ATCC 42132, 447 nucleotides long. It is a transcript of the gene RSM7, whose product is annotated as mitochondrial 37S ribosomal protein uS7m. NCBI's taxonomy places the organism in Eukaryota, Fungi, Basidiomycota, Malasseziomycetes, Malasseziales, Malasseziaceae. The record is from RefSeq and is a predicted model, not a curated record. Gene Ontology annotation, biological process: translation.
AUGUAUUCUGCUGACGCCCUGCCUCCCCGGCAGGACCCGCUUCUGCACUUUCUUGUCAACUUGUUAAUGAGGGAUGGUAAGAAGGCUUCUGCAGAGCGGUACAUUGCUGAUAUGCUCGGACAUAUGGCCAAACUUACGAAUUCGGAUCCGCUCCCUUUGGUGUAUGAAGCUGUGGAACUCGCCAAGCCCAUUUUGCGUAUGCAAUCCCGAAAACAAGGAGGUAAGACUAUGCAAGUUCCUAUUCCCUUGAACGCACGGCAAAGCACGCGCCGUGCUCUUGUGUGGAUCAUCGAUGCGAGUAACCGCCGCUCUGACCGCUCGAUCAGCCGACGCUUAGCUGUUGAGAUGCUGGCCAUCCUAGAAGGAAACAGUUCCGUCUUAUCGCGGAAAGAAGAGCAACACAAGGUCGGCAUGAUCAAUCGCGCCAACGCUAGUAUCCGUAUUUAG